AUGGAUUUUGAUAAAUUAUGCGCUAAAUACGCAGAUCUUAUCGAAAUUGAGGAAAUGAUCUUUGAUAUAGGUGAAUGCGAUAUUGCAAAACUUUUUAACAAAGUUAAAACUGCAAUGAAAAAAUAUAAUAUUCACCCAAACUACUACCAGAAGAUGAUCGAUCAUGCCAGCAUCAAUUAUCCACAAUACUUAUAUCAAUAUUGGACGCUAUUUCAACUAAUUCGUUAUGAAUUUGAUUACUUAAUUUCAUGUAUCAAUCUUGAAUCGGAUUUAAAGAAAGCUUAUUACAGAGAAUAUGGCCUUAUCAAGAAAUAUCAAAGCGAUGAGUUACCAAUUCCAUCAUUUUCCGAAUGUUUCUCUCAUUAUCCUAAAUCCGGUAUAAUUCAUUCAAUCAUGGAAGACAAAAGCAAAACCAUCAAGAAAUUCAUCGAGAAAAACGCCGCCGAAGAAGAAGACUAG
Trichomonas vaginalis G3 is the source of this 459-nucleotide messenger RNA. RefSeq lists its product as uncharacterized. The record is from RefSeq and is a predicted model, not a curated record. Lineage: Eukaryota; Parabasalia; Trichomonadida; Trichomonadidae. The coding region runs from base 1 to 459 and encodes 152 amino acids. The transcript has a single exon.